AUGGGGAUUAUGACUGCUGCAGCUACAACUACCACAACCACAACAAUCGCACCUACAACUGCUGUACCUCCAACUACUAUAACCACAACUGCCGCACCUACGACUGCUGUACCUGCAACUACUAUAACCACAACUGCCGCACCUACGACUGCUGCAACGAGAACUACAACUGCCAUACCUACAACUGCUGUAUCUACAACUACCACAAACACAAUUGCCGCAUCUACAACUGCUGCAACGAGAACUACAACUGCCACACCUACAACUGCUGUAUCUACAAUGACCACAACCACAACUGCUGCACCUACAACUACUGCACCUACAACUACCACAACCACAACAAUCGCACCUACAACUGCUGUACCUGCAACUACCACAACCACAACAACCACAACUGCUGCACCUACAACUACCACAACCACGACUGCCACACCUACAACUGCUGCACCUACAACUACCACAACCACAACUGCCACACCUACAACUGCUGCACCUACAACUACCACAAUCACGAUUGCCACACCGACAACUGCUGCAACUCCUACACCUACAACUAUGGCGACCACAACUGCUGCACUUACAACUACCACAACCACAACCACAACAAUCACACUUACAACUGGUACCUACAACUGCUGCACCUACAACUACCAAAAUCAUGAUUGCCACACCGACAACUGCUGCAACUACAACUGCUGCACGUACAACGAUCGUGGCCACAACUGCUGCACCUACGACUACCCCAACCACAACUGCUGCACCUACAACUGCUGCACCUACAACUAUGGGGACCACGACUGCUGCACCUACAACUACCACAACAACAACAGUCGCACCUACAACUCCGGUACCUACAACUACUAUAACCACAACUGCCGGACCUACAACUGCUGCAAUGAGAACUACAACUGCCACACCUACAACUGCCGUACCUACAACUACCGCAACCACAACUGCCACACCUACAACUACCAAAAUCAUGAUUGCCACACCGACAACUGCUGCAACUACAACUGCCGCACGUACAACAAUCGUGGCCACAACUGCUGCACCUACGACUACCCCAACCACAACUGCUGCACCUACAACUGCUGCACCUACAACUAUGGGGACCAUGACUGCUCCGCACCUACAACUGUUGCACAUACAACUACCACAACCACUACUGCCGCACCUACAACUGUUGCAACGAGAACUACAACUGCCACACCUACAACUGCUGCAACUACAACUGCUACACCUACAACAACCACAAUCACGUCUGCCACACUGACAACUGCUGCAACUACAACUGCUUCACCUAAAACAAUGACGACCAUAACUGCUGCACCUACAACUACCACAACAACAACUGUCACACCUACAACUGCUGCAUCAACAACUUCCACAACCACAACUGCUACCACUACCACAACCACGACUGCCACACCAACAACUGCUACAACUACUUCUGCCACAACCACAACUGUUGCACCUACAACUGCUGCACCUACAACUUCCAUUACCACAACUGCCGCACCCACAUCUGCUGCACCUACGACUAUUACAACUACAACUGCCACAACCACAACUGUUGCACCUACAACUGCUGCUCCAACAACUACCACAACCACAACUGACACACCUACAACUGCUGCACCUACAACUACCCUAACCACAACAGUCGCAACUACAACUGCUACACCUCAAACAAUCACCACCACAACUGCUGCACCUACAACGACCACGACCACAACUGACGCACCCACAACUGCUGCACCUACAACUACCACAACUACGACUGCCACACCGACAACUGCUACAACUACUUCUGCCACAACCACAACUUUCGCACCUACAACUGCUGCACCUACAACUUCCAUUACCACAACUGCCGCACCCACAUCUGCUGCACCUACGACUAUUACAACUACAACUGCCACAACCACAACCGUUGCACCUACAACUGCUGCUCCAACAACGACCACGACCACAACAGUCGCACCAACAACUGUUGCACCUACAACUACCACAACCACGACUGCCACACCGACAACUGGUGCAACUACUACUGCCACAGCCACAACUGUCGCACCUACAACUACCAUAACCACCACUGCCGCACUCACAAAUGCUGCACCAACAAUUGCUGCACCUACAACUACCAUAACCACAACAGCCACACCUACGACUGCUGCAAUUGCAACUGCUACACCUCAAACAAUCACGACCACAACUGCUGCUCCUAUAACUACCACAACCACAACUAUUGCACCGACAACUGCAGCACCAACAACAAUCGCAUCCACAACUGUCGCACAUACAUCUACCACAACCGCAACUGCUGCACUUGCAACUACCACAACCACGACUGCCACACCGACGACUGCUACAACCAGAACUGCCACAACCACAACUGUCACACCUACAACUGCUGGACCAACAACUACCAUAACCACAACAGCUGCACCUACAACUGCUGCAACUACAACUGCUACAACUCAGACAAUUACAACCACAACUAAUGCACCUACAACUGCAGAACCUACAACAAUUGCAUCCACAACUGCUGCACCUUCAUCAACCACAACCACAACUACACGCACCUACAACAGCUACAAGUACAACUGCCGCACCCACAACUGCCUCCCUUGCAAAUAUUUUGUUUACAACUCCUGCCACAACAACUGCAGCACCAACCACUGGUGCACCUACACCUAUCGCACCUACAACUGUUACAAUUAUCAUGACCACAACUGCUGCACCUACAACUACCACAACAACUGCUGCACCUAUAACUGCCACACUCACAACUGCUACACCACCAACUGUCACAUCAACAACUGCUGUCCCAACCACUACCACACCAGCAACUACUUUCCCAACAAGUACCACACCAGUAACUGCUGUGCCUGCAACCAUUGCACCCACAACUGCUGUACCUACAACUACCACACUCAUAACUUCUGCACCUACAACUGCCAUACCAACAACUGCUGCCCCAACAAGUACCACAGUAACAACUUCAGUGCCUGCAAACAUCGCACCUACAAGUGCUGCACCUACAACUGUUGCACACACAACGGCCUCACCUACAACUGCCACACCAGCCACAACUACCUUAUUCACACCUGCCACACCUACUACUAUUUCACUGACAACCACUGCCCCUACAAAUGA
Molecule: messenger RNA, 3159 nt
Organism: Epinephelus moara (kelp grouper)
Lineage: Eukaryota; Metazoa; Chordata; Actinopteri; Perciformes; Serranidae
Product: mucin-5AC-like
Exons: 6
Coding region: 1-3159 (1052 amino acids)
Source: RefSeq, a predicted model, not a curated record